Fundulus heteroclitus (mummichog) is the source of this 415-nucleotide messenger RNA. RefSeq names its product antimicrobial peptide NK-lysin. The record is from RefSeq and is a predicted model, not a curated record. Lineage: Eukaryota; Metazoa; Chordata; Actinopteri; Cyprinodontiformes; Fundulidae. Gene Ontology annotation, biological process: defense response to bacterium; lipid metabolic process.
AUUUUACUUUGCAAAGGAUGCAAGGAGGUUGUGAAAUGGGUGAAAAAAAAGCUUGGACCAACGAAGACUGUCGAGGCCAUUAAGAAAAAUCUGAAAGCUGUCUGUGAUAAUCUGCGGUGGAUGAAAUCAAAGUGCCACAAGGUUGUGGACUCACACCUUAAUGCCUUGAUCAAGGAGCUGAUGACCACUGACGAUGUGAGAACAAGCUGCGUCAAAAUAAAAAUGUGCAAGCCAAAGGAGCAGCUGGACAUGAUCUUCUAUCCAAACAAAGAAGAAUCCCGACGCAUCACCAUCAUUGAAGUCCCCUGACAUCCUGUGCAGCCAUGAAAACCAGAAACAUAAAUGUAGCUUUUAAGUGCAAGGCUAACAGCCCCAGUGAUUGCAUUCAUGUGAACAUAAACCUUUCUUAACUUCC